Messenger RNA from Drosophila busckii, 742 nucleotides. It is a transcript of the gene Ube2g1, whose product is annotated as ubiquitin-conjugating enzyme E2 G1. The record is from RefSeq and is a predicted model, not a curated record. Gene Ontology annotation, molecular function: ubiquitin conjugating enzyme activity. Bases 145 to 651 code for a protein of 168 amino acids. The transcript has 3 exons. Lineage: Eukaryota; Metazoa; Arthropoda; Insecta; Diptera; Drosophilidae. Gene Ontology annotation, biological process: protein polyubiquitination; proteasome-mediated ubiquitin-dependent protein catabolic process.
UGAAAAAAGUAUAUUGUCGGCUUUCAUACUAGCUAAUAUAUACAUAUAUAAAUCUUCAUAAGAGGCAGAGCUAAAGAGUUAAAUUUGUUAAUUUGUGUAAUCUAGGAGUGCAUUAUUUAAAUAAAAUAUAGAAAUCUACUUGAAAUGUCCGAGCUACAAUCUUCAUUGCUAUUGAAGAAACAAUUAGCAGAACUUAAUAAGAACCCAGUAGAAGGAUUCUCCGCUGGAUUAAUCGACGAAAAUGAUAUUUUUCGUUGGGAAGUGCUAAUAAUUGGACCGCCAGAUACACUUUAUGAAGGCGGUUUCUUCAAAGCGCAUUUAUAUUUUCCCAAAGAGUACCCGUUGCGUCCCCCUCGGAUGAAGUUCGUUACAGAAAUUUGGCAUCCAAAUAUUGAAAAGAAUGGUGAUGUGUGCAUUUCUAUUCUGCAUGAACCAGGAGAUGAUAAGUGGGGCUAUGAGAAAGCAUCAGAGCGUUGGUUGCCGGUUCACACGGUGGAAACUAUUUUGAUAUCUGUGAUAUCAAUGCUAGCAGAUCCUAACGAUGAGUCUCCAGCAAAUGUAGAUGCAGCAAAGGAAUGGAGGGAGUCCUACACUGAUUUUAAGCGCAAAGUCGCACGUUGUGUUCGAAAAAGCCAAGAGGAGUGUUCGUAGAAGUCGGAUUUGCUCUAUAUUUGUAUAUUUAUAUUAAAAGUUUGAUACAUUAAAAUGAAUAAUUGAAUUAAUAGACAUAUAUACUCUAAAU